AUGCAACCUGAAGAAAGGACGCCGUUCAUAUUCGACUUCGAUAUGACCUACAUGCUCUUGUGGGGUGAAAAUGACCUUAUUAUCAUGGCCGCAGCUCGGGCGAACGUCAAUGCCUUACUGACCGUUACGUUUUUGCAUGAGCUACAUGAGAUCCUAGUCCGUUAUUUCGAGGUUCUGAAGCGACAAGAUCUGGAGGGUGAAAACGGAACUCAAAUCGAGGAUGAUGGCUUAACCCGAGAGAAGAUAGUGGACAAUCAUUCGCUCGUGUACGAGCUACUAGAUGAGUGCAUGGACUUCGGCAUCGUGCAACUCACAGACUACAAUAUCUUGAAGGAGUACAUCAAGACUCAAAUCAACCGGCCACAAAGUGGCAAGUAUGAACACGGCUCAGAACUGGAAUCGAGCUCAGAUGACGAAUUCAGGGUCAGGCGACGCUCCGCCAAAACCGAACAUAAGACCAAGAAGAACAAAAAAGAGCACAAGUCGACGCACAAUCUCGCUGACAAGACCGAUAUUCUCAAUAACACACAAGCUAAUUUCAUCAACAGCUCAAUUGUGCGUACUCAAGCGCUGGCUAUCAGUUGGCGACCCAAGGGCAUAUUCUACGCGAAGAACGAGAUCUACAUCGAUAUUAUUGAGAGAUGCAACUUCCUAUUUGAUCUUGAGACCAACUCCGUGAAAAACAAUGACAUAUCAGGUGUUUGCGAAGUCAAAUCUUAUCUAUCGGGAAUGCCAGUGUGUCGACUUGGUCUCAAUGAGCGUUACAUAUCUCAGGUCGAGUACGAUACUGAACUCGAAGGCGGUGAAGAGGAGGAAGAGGAGCAACGACAUGAGACACCUGAACAAGAAGAAAAUCUCAUACAGCCCUCGGAAAGCGUCGAUAACCUAGACACUGACUCCAUCACCUCAGCAAGGUCAGACCCCCAACCCGAGAAGCGACUCAAGGUACCCAUCUCCAACGUGUCAUUCCACCAGUGCGUUGAGCUCUCUUCAGUCUACAAAAACAAUCUCAUUCAUUUCACUCCUCCGGACGACAAAUUCACUCUUUUUUCAUACAAUGUCGCCCAGCUGAGGAGAAAAGAAAAAAAGCCGCUCGUGAUGAUCGAGCCCAUCUUCAAAAUCAUCAAAUCAGAGGGGAAACUUCAAAUAUUAUGCUCUCUCAAGACAGCAUACAAGAAAAGAUUGCAUUGCAAGCCCCUUAUCGUCCGAAUCCCUAUCUCACCAAUACUAUUCAAUUUGGACGGCAAGGGUGAUGGUAAUCUUCGAUACAAAGCUGAACUAGGUGAGGCGCUGUUCGAAGUCGACUCUUCUACAUUAACAUGGACGCUUCCUGACGUCCCUGGGUCUAAACUGGUUGUGCGGCUCAUGGCCGAAUUCGCCAUCGAAAAUGCCCAGGACCUCAAGGAAAGUGAUUUCACAACUGCGUUCUACCUGCUUCCAAAAGCCCCUGAUGCAGAGGUCCCAGAGGAAACUACAGCCGAUGAACUCAACAAGUACUACGGCGUUGGAGGGAAAUCAUCAUCCGUUUUCGAUGACUUACAGAAGAAUGCCAAAAAUUUCAACAAAUAUCGGGAUAUUCACAUUGAGUUUUCUUUGCCCCUCUUGACGUAUUCUGGCCUUCGAAUCAAGUAUCUCAGUGUUCAGGAAGACACUCUUAAGUAUACGUGCUUCCCAUGGGUCCGGUAUCUCACGGAGCCCAUAGUGGAGAUCUCCAAACCAGUCAAGAAGGGACAGACAAAGUCCCGUAAUGGCUGCAUCACCUGUAAGCAGCGAAGAACAAAAUGUGAUGAGACUAAACCCACCUGCUUGAAAUGUGCUAAAAAGAAUAUCGAAUGCGGAGGCUACCCAUCCAGUUACAGAUGGGUCAACCCAGAGUUCCCACCUGCUGUACCAUCCAAAAGACGACAGUCACUGUCUGUCUUGCCAAAAAUGACACCUCGGUCAAAUGAAAAUCAGUUUAAAGCAGCUCUAGAAAGUGCUGCCGUGUCUGUGGUUGGCAAGUCUCUCAAAGACCUAGAAGCUGAAAAGUCUCACAGACAACCCGCCGUGAAGAAAUUGCGUCGCAGCUGGAGUCUAUCAGACGUCGAUAAUGACGAGGAUGCUAAUCAAGAGAAACCUCAUAAUAGCCUUGUCGAGUUCAGAUCUCGGAUCAAGAGCGAUUGUCCACCUAGCAGGACCAUCCCCGAGGAACCUAGCUCAGAGCUGCAGAGCUUACCAAUGGUACCAAGCUCAUCCGAUCAGAUGUCUUCUGUUCUCUCAGAAUCGGUGGUAGGAGACGAUUCUUCUCCGUCUGUUGGUGAAACACCAUUCAACAAAGAGUCCAUGGCUGACCUCAAUUUAACACCAUCACUUUCAGCCCUUAUGCAUCAGAUAUUUGACCCAUCCGUGGAAAAGCCCAGUCUAGGUGAACCUUAUUCCGAUCCAUCCUUUAGCCCGUUGGAGCUCAAUGUUCCUCAAAUGGACGAACUAUCCUCAAUGAAGUCAGAAUCAAUCUCUAAACACCCAGAUAGCUUCCGUCAGAACACUGGUUUAACACUUUCCGAUCAGAGUUUGACUCAUACCUCAGAGCAGGAACACAUCCUUGGCUUGUACGCGAAUCAUACCUCAGGAAUCCUCUCCAUCAAAUGUGGGCAGAAUGAGAAUCCUUGGAACAUCUUGUAUGUACCAUUAGCCAGAGAAUACGGUUUUGUAUUCAAUUCCAUCGCAUCAAUGACACUAUUCCAUCUCGCUGGAAAUGCAAAAGUUCCGUCGGAACGUGGUAACUUACGAUCUAAAGGGUGCUUUUAUAUGAAAAAGUGUAUCCUCGAACUUGCAGCGGGACUCAAAAGUGUUGAGGAGGAUGCAGAUCAAUCAUCCUUGCCCCCUGAUGUUGCGUUGAUGACAUGCCUCAACUUGGCGAUUAGUGAAUCUUGGGAUACUCACACUUCAAGCGGAAUAGCUCAUCUCAAAGGUGCUAGAAGCUUGAUUCACAAAGUCUUGUCAGUCAUAAAAGACUACAUGGGUAGGCGUGAGGCGCUGCCUGCCGCUAGCCCAGCUGAUGCUCAAAUACGAAAAAAGCUCAAGCUUGUGGAUGAUCACGAUUGGCAACACAUCGAAGAGGGUUGUGUGUCAUUGCGUGAGAACAACAAUCAGCAACCUGACUUCAUCGUCCCGAAAAAUCUUCAGUUGAUUUUCAACAAGUGGAUUUACCUUCAUGUUCUUUCACAGAUGACAGUACAAUCUGGGCAAGAUGAGAGAGGCAUUGAUCUCGUUGCAACUAUCACCAGCAUAAUCCAUUCCACUCAUAAAAAGAAGAUAAAGCAAGAACAAGACCUGAUGUUGGAAAAGAAGGAUUCGCCCACGCAUUCUGAGACUGAGCUGAAUUCUAGUGGUAAUUUUGGGGGCUUCUUCGAGGACUUCAACUGCUCAUUUCUGAACAGCGAUCUUAUUGAUCCUUUACUAGGGUGUGCACAGUCUCUCUUUCUGAUCAUGGGCAAGGUUGCAAGCUUGAUUUCACAGGUGAGAAAAGAGAAAGAGAGACUGCCAAAGACAGUUCGUAACUCCCUCAACAACAUCGGCAAAGCCUCUGAACUAAGACAAAAGCUUCUAGCCUGGAAGCCAGAGGUUGCCACCAGUGGAUUUGCAGGACAUACCGGAGUUGGUGGUGAAUCGUGGGAUGUCCAUUCGUGUAUCACCACGGCAGAAGCAUACAGAACAGCCACCCUUUUGUAUUUACACCAGGCUGUUCCUGAGAUCCCUCUGCUGCCAUCACAUCAACUCGCAGAGAAGAUCUUUGUGCUUCUUGCUACCGUUCCUACCUCCUCUAAUCUCCACAUUAUCCAUAUAUUCCCCUUGCUUGUGAGCUCUUGUGAGGCUAUGCCCGGCGAAGAACGCCGUUGGUGCGAGAGCCGUUGGGCUUUUCUUUCUGAGCGUCUCUGGAUCGGAAAUGUUGAUCGCGCUUUCGAAGUUGUCAAGGAAGUUUGGAGAAGAAAAGAUGAGAAUACAAGAAAGAAGAGAAGGGAAUUGGAGGAGUCCACCAUCACCGUGCAGCGAUCUCAGGCAGACAGCCUGUUUCCUAAACCCAGGUUUGUCUCUUUUGAUCUCUGGGGUACACUUUACACGCCUAGACGUCCGAUUCCUGAACUGUACCAUGAAAUCUCAAGCAAGGAGUUUAAGAUUGAAAAGUCCUUGGAGAGCAUCAAAGAGGAAUUCCCAGCUUUGCAUAACCAAAUGCUCGAGGAAUUCCCCAAUUAUGGCAAAUACAGCGAUGAGAUCGAAAACAGCAACGACUGGUGGCUGGAGCUUAUCGUGAAGCUAUACGGACUUCCGCACUAUUCCAAAGAUGAAAAGUCGGCUCAAUUGUGCAACAGGCUUUUGGAUUACUUUUCUUCCGCUGAAGCCUACAAGUUGUAUGACGAUGUCAAGCCAGUGCUUGAGAAACUUAACAAGAACAAUAUCAAGUUGAUUGCCGCGAGCAACUCUGACGAUCGGUGUUUUCCAAUCAUGAAGGCGCUUGGAAUUGACAAGUACUUUGCCAACCCACACGUCUACAUCUCGUACGAUUUGGGCACCGAAAAGCCAGAAAGAGGCUUUUUCCGUUCCAUUGCCUCGGAGCUCUACAGCAUAGACAAGGCCAAAGAGCCAAAGCUCGGCAUGCAAGAGUUUCUAGAGAGCCUGUGGCAUGUUGGCGACAGCUAUGAGAAGGACUUUGUCGGAGCAGUGAAAGCUGGCUGGAACGGUGUGCUUGUGGACAGGGGAAGAACCAGUGUUUUCUUCAGAAAUGGCCCUCAGCAGAAGCAGGUUAGCAACGAUUGCUUUGAGGCCCAGGCUACAGAGACUUUGGAUAGCGAUGAAUUGGUGAUGGUGGCUAACAACAGAGUUGCUGUGAGCUCUUUGUACGAGAUCCCUAGGCUUUUUCAGCUAGACUGA
This is a messenger RNA of Candidozyma duobushaemuli, 4908 nucleotides long. RefSeq lists its product as uncharacterized. The transcript is spliced from 3 exons. Gene Ontology annotation, cellular component: nucleus; clathrin adaptor complex. NCBI's taxonomy places the organism in Eukaryota, Fungi, Ascomycota, Pichiomycetes, Serinales, Metschnikowiaceae. Bases 1 to 4908 code for a protein of 1635 amino acids. Gene Ontology annotation, biological process: vesicle-mediated transport; intracellular protein transport; positive regulation of transcription by RNA polymerase II. Gene Ontology annotation, molecular function: zinc ion binding; transcription cis-regulatory region binding; DNA-binding transcription factor activity, RNA polymerase II-specific. The record is from RefSeq and is a predicted model, not a curated record.